AUGAGUAACUGCAUCAAACAUAGCCUUCGCUUGAUUAGACUGCUUUACAAGACGUACAAUCACAGAGACAUCCGAAACGUAUGUGACUUCGAACUGCAGUACGGACUGUUGUGCGGAGAAGACAACAUUCUCCAUUUUGCAUGUUAUGUUUGCCAGGAAAUAGGGCUGCUGGCAGGAACAGCUGAUGGCGCGAUUCAAAGUGACGGGUCGAAAACAGCCUCUGCUGAUGAUAUAAAACAACUGCUGACAGAAUUGGAGGUGCUACUGAAUGAAUUAAUUAGUCGUCGUGUAGAGGAAAGACGCUCCUACAUCUCGUCGAUUUGCUCUAAACAGUUUUCCAAUGUAGGUUUGGUGUAUGGCCACGCAAGAGGCGCAGGACCCCUUAUGCGACCGUGGUGUAGUACACCUGCUGAGGAAUUGAUCAACAAUGAGGGCGUGUUCCAGGAAUAUGCGCUGCCGGAUGACACCGUCAACUCCAUAAGGAUACUUUCGAGCAGUCUCUGCGAUGAAUAUAAUGAGCGGUGGAAUUUGUACCUUGUAAGAUUCGACGCUCUCCUCAAGGUUUUCCUCCAGUCGAAGAACCUAAAGGACAAUGACGCCCUGAGAACGCUGCUACUUGUCAUUCACCACUGGCGUAAUGGUGGCAGCACAAGGUUGAAGAAGUUCAACAUUUACGACGUCUACAACGCAAGGCGUGAUGUUCUUGAAGUUCGCAAGGCAUACGACGGAUCACCGCCAUUAAGCCUCGUCAAGCUCUACUCCGAGCAUUCUGCGGUCCCGCCAGAAGGGCAGUUGACGUCGUUCAUUAAAAGGGUACAAAUAUCUGAGCCGACCCACCGGCUUGGGAUACCUGAAGGGUUUUCUACCAAGAGGUUUUACAAAAAAUUUUCCAGGCAUUAA
Messenger RNA from Babesia bigemina, 900 nucleotides. RefSeq lists its product as hypothetical. The coding region runs from base 1 to 900 and encodes 299 amino acids. Lineage: Eukaryota; Apicomplexa; Aconoidasida; Piroplasmida; Babesiidae. The transcript has 6 exons. The record is from RefSeq and is a predicted model, not a curated record.